CACACACACUCACAACAAACUUAUGGUGCAUUACAACGCGUCGUAAAAGGGUAAGAGAGAUGGCAGAAAGCAGCAUUGUCAGAAGAACUACAGCUAUAAUAACCAAAAGCCGAGAACACAGAAUAAUUUGACGAACGAAAAACGGAAGAGAUUAAGUUAAUUUUUAAAGCUACGUUAUUUUGCUGAUGUUAAUAGACUGUGAAAAAAUGUGGAAAAAUUAAUAUUUAUAUUAUAAAGGAAAGAACUGUUGUGUGGAACAGGAGAUGAUAUAGCGUGAAGAUAUUUAAAUUUAUUAAAGCUUCUCAAUAACGGAAGUCACGUGGAAGUUUGUUGUUGUUGUUGUUCCCAUGCUUACCUGCAGAAGCAAUAAUGUGUCCAAGGGGAAAGGAUGGAUCCUCUGUUGCUGCUAACAUCUACCAACCGCUCUUGGGACAAAUAUCGUGUCAGAUCUUCGAAAUUAACCCACAAUGAUAUUCAGCAUGGCUGCAGUUCAAUGACACCUGGCUACUCUGGUUAUGCACUGUUACCUGCUCUGCACCUUUUUGAAGAAUGACUUCUAACACAAACUUUCUCAUAAACUUCAUCUUCAUUUUCUGAUUUGUCCACCACAUCACAUUUGCAGAAAUGUGCUCUCAAAAAGGAAUCCUUGCCUUAAUACUCAAGGAUUUAUUGAAGUCCUGUACUAGAAGCUGUCUUAAUUAUCAGGUGGAUUUGAAACUCAAGGCUGCAUCAAACUUAUUAGGUAUCAGCAAGAAGACCAUGCUUGUUUACUCGGCGUUCACAGGAAUUCUUCUGUUUUCCAUGUUAUGUGUGAUAGUUGCACUAUAUGAUCCUUGCAAUGGAAGAUCCAUUAGGGACAGUUUGUGUGAAUUGUAUGAAGACGGAAUGGUAUCUGGUAGAUUGUGUUAUUCUUUGUGCAAAGAGAGAGUGCCGGUGUUGUCAAAUUGCUUAAAACAGCAGCCAAACCUCAAGGAAUUCUUAUGGGGUCGUAAUCUGUUGGUAAAAGUGAACAUGGCUCCUGACAACACCAAUGUCUUGGACACAGUUCUGUUGGAGCCAUGGGAAGGAAUCAAGCAGGAUCAAUUCACUCGAAUGAUCGAUAAAUACUUAAAAGAGCAGCUGGGCCCUGGAGACUAUACAACAACUUUACAUAAGAUACUGAACUUUGGUGAUUUCAAUUCAAAUGGAUUGUUGACCUAUGGUGAAGCACGAUCUCUAUGGAGUCUCUUACAGCACCGUGAAUUUCUCCUAUUGCUGCUUUUCCAAGACAACGACACAUUCCCUCGUAUUAAUGGCACCUGUGGAAGUAUCUAUGCUGUGGAACAUGUCGCAAACAACAAACUAUUCAAUAUGAAAUCCAACAGCUGGCUCAGUAUUUUUCUUUCAGAUGCUUAUCAUUGGCAAUUUCCAGUUUGGAAGAAAAGAGCCAAAAUGUCUAUUGGGAUGAUCGAAUUUAUGAUGGACAUUUUUGAGAAGAAUGGCGUCAAUUAUUACAUGUGCAAUAUAUUGCCAACAUCUUUUGGCUACACCCCAAGAUAUGACAUCAAAAUUAUUGAUAUCUUGUCAGUAGUUUCCAAACACCAUUUGAAAACAGAAAUGUCUAAUCGGUCUUGUUAUACAGAUGAUGACUGUACCUUCUCUCACAACUGUAAAACUCAAUGCAACCAAGAACUUAGAAAAUGCUCUUCGGACCUUGUUGUACCCAACUUAAAAAUCCUAUGUGAUCUCCUUAUGGACUACUUAAUGUAUGGUGCACCGAAUCACAUUACUGUAGAUUUAGAACGGUUAUUACACCAGUGCCAAUCCCUUGAUAAUCGACAAUUCAGUGCCGAGAUGGACCAUGCCGUCUUGUUGAAUGACCUCCAGUUAUUUAUUUGGUCCCAAAUAAAAUAUGGAUGAUUCAUUUUUUUUUUUAUCCCCCAGUGGAUUGGGUAGCUUGCAUUCUGUUGUGAUAUAAAGACAAUGGUUAUGGAUCGCAUAACUAUACGCCCUAUUGUAAAAAUACUGAAGAGGUGGUGCCCCAGCAUGGUCGCGGCCUUCGGGCUAAAAACAUUUUUAAGGAUGGCAAUAAAAAAGACAAAAACCAACAUCCCUCAGGGAGCAAGAAUUAUUUUGGUCCAAUAUAUUGCACUUUAAUAUACUCACUACAUGUACAUGUGCAAUACAUGUAUAUACCUGCUACAUGUAUAUAUUCGCUACAUGAACCAUUUGUCACAUGAUGAUGUGGUCAUUAUUUAUAUAAGAUUGUGAGUUCAGGAACUAAACUUUUUUUAGCAAUCUUAAUGAAAUGCUGUAACAUUUGGUUAUUGUUAUAAUAACCCGCUUCCUAUUGUUUCACACACACACACCUCUGUACACUCACACAUACAUUGGUAUAUAUAGACAUACAUACACAUAUAAACAUACACACAUGCAUGUACAAACACACACACACAUGUAUAGUAUUUAUGAUUAAGUUUCAAAAGUGAAGAGGUGGUUAUUGAGUGAUGUCUGGGUCCUACAUAGAAUUAUUGUUUGGGGUUUCUUUGUGGGUUUUGUGGAUUAUUUAUGCAGGAUACAUUAUAUGUCUUUUGCUUUUGGUUUAUUGAAAGAAAACUGGUCCCAUUUUUAAUUAGGUUGUUUCCAUUGAGGAAGACAUGCAACUUAUGGAAAGGGAAGGAAGAAAAAAAAAAUGUCUGCUAUAAAGAAUGUGUAAAUUUGCAGACCUGCCCAACCUGUUCCAGUUUGGGGCUUCAUAAAGAAGGAAAAUCAAAUUAAAAGAUGAGAAAGAAAAGAAUAGGUGUGAAACAAUGUGGGAAGUAUUUUAUUUAUGCAGUAAUUUCAUAUUUAAAUACUUAUGGUAUUUUUUUAAAAUUCUGUUUGAAGCGGUAACUUAUAUGGUGAGAGAGAGAGAGGUGAGGUUAUGGAUGUACCAGUAAUUUAAUAUAGAAAAUCAUCCCCAAUAAGCAUCAUAUUAAAUUCAUAUGCCCACCCCAACCCGUGGUUUGUAUUUAAAGAAAAAAAAAAUGAAUAUUCUGGAUUAAAAGGAAAAAGAAGUGGAAUGGGAAAAAAAAUCCCUUUUCUUAUCCGAUUCUAUUAUUUAUUUCUGCUGGCUGUUUUAUGUUCUGACUACAAAUUCUGCCGUGGUUGACUUGCUUUGUCAUUCUUUUGGAAUUGGUAACCAUAAAGUAUCAUUUCAGCAUUGAGUUUGCUCUAACCAACUUCCCUCUCCCUCUAAAAUUGCUGGCCUGGUGCAAAACAAGCUGACUGAAUUGUUAGCAUGUCAGACAAAAUGCUUUGUUGUAUUUCUUCUGACUAUACAUUCUCGAGUUCAGAUUCCAUUGAGUUUGAUGUUUUCCAACCUUUUUUGGGGGUUGUUAAAAUAAUUAUCACUUAAAUAAUGGGGUCAGUGAAAUCACCUCCCUCCUUUCCUCAAAAAAUUGUUCCUCACAAUAACUUUGAUAAAAAAAAAAAAAGUAUUGUUUACGAUAAAAUCUUGAAUAUGUGCUUAUAAUGUCUAAUGAAAC
Octopus sinensis (East Asian common octopus) is the source of this 3506-nucleotide messenger RNA. Its product is annotated as divergent protein kinase domain 1A. Lineage: Eukaryota; Metazoa; Mollusca; Cephalopoda; Octopoda; Octopodidae. The record is from RefSeq and is a predicted model, not a curated record. The transcript has 9 exons. The coding region runs from base 625 to 1899 and encodes 424 amino acids.